Fusarium odoratissimum NRRL 54006 is the source of this 2224-nucleotide messenger RNA. RefSeq lists its product as uncharacterized. NCBI's taxonomy places the organism in Eukaryota, Fungi, Ascomycota, Sordariomycetes, Hypocreales, Nectriaceae. The coding region runs from base 107 to 2023 and encodes 638 amino acids. The record is from RefSeq and is a predicted model, not a curated record. The transcript has 2 exons.
CGAAUUACUUAAAAAGUCUUCCCCUUUUCCAUGAUCACCUCACUCAACGACCUCUAUUUUAUCACCAGUUCAGUACAAUAAAGCAAACCAUCACCAUAUCGCAACAAUGUCGGGUCUAAGCGACCGGAUGUUACACCUAGACAUGGCUCUGACCCAGAAUGGGACACCAGCCACGCCUCAUCUCCGUCAAGCGCGGAUCAAACGAAAAAACAGCCCUACAGACAUCAGCCAUUUAGUCUUCGGUCCGCAACCUGGGAAGAAGCACCAAUUGUGGAUCACAGAUCGUAUCAUGGAGCCUCAAACAAUUCCUCACUUCUUUGAAUUUCUCAUGACUGGAGAACUUCCUGGCGACCGAAAAACGUCUCGUCCUUUGCUUACUGUCGAGGAGGUCAAGAACUUGACUAGACCAGCUUCGGAAUGGGCGCCUGCUCCACUUAAUCGACAGGCGAGAUCGACUGGGGAAUGGAUAGGUAUUCGGAUUGGUUCGUACGAAGACAGUUCUAGACUCUGGCCAAUUGCCAAAGAACUUCAUGCUAUGAAGUCGAGGCUUUGGGAAGGGGUGCCACCGAUAUCUGAGAGACGAUGGCAAGAGUUGGGGCUUGAUCAUCCGGACAGAUUCCCCGAAGCCUGUAGUUACUUUGUUGCGGUCAUCAAUGUCUUUAUCUACCUGAACACAAAGCGCACCAAGGCGGCUUUGCGAAAGACUUAUAACUUGAUAUGGGACCAUCUCAAGGUGUUUGAGCAGGCGAUCAAUGCAAAGAGGAAAGCGGAAGCGGAGGACGGCGUGUAUGAAUAUGUAUCAGUCACUGGUCUCUGGUAUGAGUUCAUCAGAGCCCAAUACGACUCCAUCUGUGAGAAUGCGCACCACUGGAUCAUCCAGCACAUUGAUUGCAUACGAGAGUCAAUUGUGCAAGAGCUCGCGCUGCAUCAACCCGAUCACCCGGAUCAUUACAGCGAUAAACAAUGGGAACUGACAAACAAGCUCCACGACCUUGCCGAAAACACCUCUCAGGCUGAUUACACCAUAAUGAUGCCCACGGAUGGAUACAAAGGCGAUAGUCUUCCGGUGAAAGAGGACGAUCGACUCACAGAAGCCCAUGGAGGUGGCUUUCGCACAGAAACGAUCAGCUGGUCUGCGAAUCUAGCAUGGCGAGCGUCUGACUACACCAAACGUGUCAGAUAUCUCGACCGGAAGGAGAUGUACAGUCAUUUCGAGCGUGAGGACUUUAGACAGCUUCGAAGCUCCGUUGGCGUCACUGACCCAGCGUGUAUGGUUAUCUCGGCCAUUAGUCAGAUUGACGCACAGGCUAUGGCUAGGGAAGAACUACGAGGUCUUCCAAACCAUCCAGACUUUGUGCCAUGGAUUGAGUAUGCUCGACGAAAAUCGAACAAACGUUUGGGCUUUGUGGCGUAUAGACUCUGUCAUGGAUAUAGUCCUGAGAAGUGGGAUUUAUUUAAGGCGAAGUUUGAGGCUGAUAUUUCUGACUGGGGGCGAGGGACGGUUGGCAUCAACGAUAUACGCAAGGCGUGCAAGAUCCACUGGAGUGAUGGUCAAGAGAAGGACAUUGCAGAUGAUGAUAUCGAAGCUGCCAAGAAGCAUUUCGAAACCAUUUCAGAUCAGUCGGUGCAUGACAGGGUAUUCCUCGUCAUUGACGAAGCAACCAUGAAAUCAUAUCUUGAACCAGAGCCUGGCAAAGACAAAUUCGUCGUCGCCGUUGACGCGAAGUACAAUCCAACAGAUGAAGAGAACGUCGAGUCACCAGGCUACAAAGGAACUUUGCGCAUACUGGGGAGUCUUCUUUGGGAUGAACUCGGCGCUCUGUUGAUCAUGCAAAGCGCGUUUCUUGAGAAUCUCUGGCCGAUGGCGAUGCAUGAUGCUGAGGGUGUCUAUCGCGGCAUCAGGGUUACAUCAGUGCUCAAGUUCUCAAGCUAUCAAGAGAAUUUGAAUUGGAGGCUUGCGAGUGAGAUUGUUCCCAAGUUGGUAGCUUUUAGAAGGAGACUUGAGUUCAGACAGAGGAGGUAGAAUGGUGGAAUUAGAUAACGAAUGGUGAAGGAGAUGUCGCUCCUCUAGCAACUAAGCCCUGCCAGCCUUUUUGGCAUCCAUCCGAGCUUUGAUGAUCUUCUUCUUCCAACCAAAACACUGAUUGCACGCUACGCCUUCCGGUCAAAAUACAUUUUUCCGCGGGAAAUGGCCGUGACUUACUAGCGCUGUCAUGUUUCUUGC